AUGAAGUCUUCAAUAGCCCUCUACUCUGCACUUCGCUCUCGACUGCCACCAAACAAACUUCUACCCUUUCCCCUCUUGACAGAAUUCUGCCUCCUCAUCGUUCCCCUGAUCCUUUCCACGACUCUCUUCGCCUUCUCACCCAUUCUUCUGUCCUCCAUACUGCUCAUCCCGGCAGUCCUUGUGCUCUUCUUCGUACCCAGAGCCGAAUCUGGAACACCAUUGCCCUCAAAUGCGGACGUGUCGCCCAGGCCAUCUCCGACAAUUCCCUCGAGAGGGCUGAGGAGCAGUUUGGAUGGGGUAGGGGUCGUGGACGAAUCGAAUCCUUCUAGUCCAGCUAGGCAUGUACACUUUGAAGACGAGACGGAGACAAGUAGGCUGGAAAGAAUUAAUAGUGCAAUUGUGACUGGGGGCGAGGAAAAGGGAAACAGAAAAGGAAAGGGUGGUGUGGCGAUUACUCCGCUGCCGGCGCUCAGCACAUAUAGAGCACAUAUGAUGCUGUUGACCAUCAUUUGUAUUCUGGCCGUCGACUUUCCCGUAUUCCCAAGAGAGCUAGCGAAGUGCGAAACUUAUGGUGUAUCGCUCAUGGACAUUGGCGUAGGGUCCUUCGUGUUCUCGCAAGGCCUCGUCUCCGCUGCUCCUCUCCUCAAAGACCCAUCUUACCUCUCCUCUCCACUUCUUCCAAAACUCGUACGAACGACGCGUAAAUGUGCACCCAUCAUUCUUCUUGGGCUCGUACGAGUACUCCUGGUCAAGGGGACGGAAUACCCUGAACACGUCACUGAAUACGGCGUCCACUGGAAUUUCUUUCUCACUCUCGCGACAAUACCUAUCUUGCAAAUAUUAUUGCAUCCUUUCAUUAUGUACAUGCCUAUCUCCCUUCUUGGGGUUAUUGUUGCUGUCGCCGAUCAAGUAUUGUUGUCAUCUGGCCUUACGAACUACGUGCUCAGCGCACCCCGUCAAGGGAUCAUCAGUGCCAACAAAGAAGGCAUCGUGUCCCUCACUGGAUACCUCGCGAUCCACCUUCUCGGGCUCUCAACCGGUACAUUCCUCCUCCCUCCCUCACCCUCGUAUUUCCGUAGGCGUCAACAAUCCUACACGAAAUCCCUCUCUCAGGCGAAAAGUUUCUCUACGUCGAGUUCUGACGUCACGGCUGGAAUUGAGAAGGCCGACUACCUCACCCAUGGGCCGGAUAGCCCAGCCGACUCGUGGUCAGCAGUAGGCCAAGCCGUAGGAGACGAGGUUGGAGAGACAUAUAGGGAGAACGAUCGAACGGCUACAGAGCUCGCUUCGUAUGCGUUCAUAUGGUGGACGCUUUUGGGCGCAUGUUCGUUGUUGGGUGUCGGUGGCGGAGUCAGUCGUAGGAUGGCGAACCUUCCCUACGUCGCGUGGGUCGCAGCGUACAACACCUCCUUCAUCCUUGGAUACCUCCUCCUCGACCUCUACUUCUUCCCAUCCCCGAUGCUCAAAUCGAUAUAUUCACCGACUUCGAAACUGAAACAGCACGGCCCUAGCCAUAAUAGCCCGAACUUCCACAUACCGGGGACGCCUGUGGUGUCGGGCUAUCAACGGCCGACAUCACCCAUCCCCGCGCCACAGACAACGACGCCGAGACCACGGUAUGCGAGACAGGAUAGCGAAGGGAGGCUGUCGGUCGAAGAAUAUCCACAGCCGGUGUUGGUGGGGGGAGGGAUGAGAGGAGGGAUGGUGGGUGGCGGAGGAAGAAAAGGCGGAUUGAGGAGGAUGGCGUGGGGACAGGUGCAGGUUGGGGCACCGACGUUGUUAGAGGCGAUCAACAGGAAUGGACUGGCUGUGUUUUUGCUCGCAAAUCUCGCAACAGGACUCGUCAAUAUGACCAUGUCGACGAUGUAUGCCAGCGAUACGAAGGCGAUGGCUGUGCUUUUGGGGUACUCGGGUUUGGUGUGUUCGGUGGCGUGGGUUUGUAGGGGCAGGAGGCUGUGGGUCUUGUAGAGGUCCCCUCUUUCGGGCUUGUGAGUCUCAUAAUGAAUUGUUUAUUGAUUCUAGGUCGUCGUGCGAGGUCGUACAGACAUUACUGUUGUUUGUGCUUGCGACUGGGUCGCUCUGUCUUGCGUAUUUAUCCAUGGUAAAUGUUGUUUCUUU
Messenger RNA from Stereum hirsutum FP-91666 SS1, 2118 nucleotides. RefSeq lists its product as uncharacterized. Lineage: Eukaryota; Fungi; Basidiomycota; Agaricomycetes; Russulales; Stereaceae. The transcript is spliced from 7 exons. Gene Ontology annotation, biological process: protein localization to plasma membrane; GPI anchor biosynthetic process. Gene Ontology annotation, molecular function: glucosaminyl-phosphatidylinositol O-acyltransferase activity. The coding region runs from base 1 to 1968 and encodes 655 amino acids. Gene Ontology annotation, cellular component: endoplasmic reticulum; membrane. The record is from RefSeq and is a predicted model, not a curated record.